GCUGCGGCAGCGCCGGGGCAGCGGCGGGAUGAGCCCUGCGGAGUGAGCGCGGCCCCGCCUGACGCCCCGCGCCGCUCUCGGCGCCUCCGCCCCGCCCGCCUCCGCUCUGGCUUCGGGCCCCUUCUCUCUGCGCUGCGGCGGGCGGAGGCGGCGGAAGGAGAAGCCCAUGGAGGGGAACCGGGACGAGGCCGAGAAGUGCAUCGGGAUCGCGCGGGAGGCGCUGGAGGCCGGGAACCGCGACCGCGCCCUCCGCUUCCUGAACAAGGCGCAGAAGCUCUACCCGACUGAGACGGCCCGAGUUUUGUUGGAAGCUAUUAUGAAGAAUGGAAGCACUGCUGGGGGAGGCGCUUACUGCCGAAAACCAGCCAGUAACAGUGAUCAAAGUAAGCCCAACAGCACGAAGGAGAACAAUGCAUCUGCUGCAGGUGAAAGUGGAAAAGGCUACAACAAAGACCAAAUGGAAGGAGUACUAAGUAUAAAGAAAUGUAAAAAUUAUUACGAAGUCCUUGGAGUGUCAAAGGAUGCAGGUGAAGAAGACCUAAAGAAGGCUUAUAGAAAACUUGCUUUGAAAUUCCACCCUGACAAAAACCAUGCACCUGGAGCAACAGAGGCUUUUAAAAAAAUUGGAAAUGCGUAUGCUGUGCUGAGUAAUCCAGAGAAACGAAAGCAGUAUGACCUUACAGGCAGUGAAGAGCAAACCUGCAAUCACCCUAGCAAUGGCAGAUUCAACUUCCAUAGAGGUUGUGAGGCAGAUAUUACUCCAGAGGAUCUGUUCAACAUGUUUUUUGGAGGGGCCUUUCCAACAGGUAGUGUACACUCAUUUUCUAAUGGUCGUGCUGGCUACAGCCAUCCAAACCAGCACCGUCAGAGUGGGCACGAGAGGGAGGAAGAGAGGGGUGAUGGAGGUUUCUCUAUGGUCAUUCAGCUGAUGCCUAUUAUUGUGUUGAUCUUUGUCUCCUUGUUGAGCCAGUUGAUGGUAUCUAACCCUCCUUACGCCUUAUACCCAAGAUCAAGUACAGGGCAGACCAUAAAAAUGCAGACAGAAAAUUUGGGUGUCAUUUAUUAUGUCAAUAAGGACUUUAGAAAUGAAUACAAAGGAGUGUCAUUACAGAAAGUGGAAAAGAGCGUGGAAGAAGAUUAUGUAUCCAACAUUCGUAAUAACUGUUGGAAGGAGAGGCAACAAAAAACAGACUUACUUUAUGCAGCAAAAGUCUAUCGAGAUGACCGGCUCCGAAAGAAAGCAGAGUCCAUGUCCAUGGAGAACUGCAAAGAACUAGAACGGCUGACCAGCCUCUACCGAGGAGGAUGAGCUACAGUUACACACACAUCUUACCUAUGCUGUUAUCUCUCCUGAAACUGAGAAGAGAUUUAGUUUCACCAUGGAUGUUGGAAAAGAGGGUGGAUGUAAAACUCUACUGUGUAGCUGUUUCCAGAAACCUUAUGCUGAAAUAUCAUUUAACGGCUUCUUUACCUACUGUGAAAUAUAGGUAACUUUAAUUGUUUAGAUUUUACUUCAAAGCUUCUGUGAAUUCUUUCAGCAGAGAGAAUAGCUCAGAAAGGAUGCUAUACUUAUAGAGACUUAGUCAUAGUGGUUCUCCUCUAACAUAUUUGCCAUGUAAAUAUCUGUGGAAAGAACUCUUUGUGUAUAUAUGAGUUAAAUGACUUUCUAUUUAAAAAUCUCAGAAAUUUAGUUCCAUAUUACAUUUUGUCUCACUGAUGGAAUAAAUGGUAUGAUUACAUCACUCCUAUUCA
Zonotrichia leucophrys gambelii is the source of this 1752-nucleotide messenger RNA. RefSeq names its product DnaJ heat shock protein family (Hsp40) member B14 (gene DNAJB14). Bases 167 to 1309 code for a protein of 380 amino acids. Gene Ontology annotation, molecular function: Hsp70 protein binding. NCBI's taxonomy places the organism in Eukaryota, Metazoa, Chordata, Aves, Passeriformes, Passerellidae. Gene Ontology annotation, cellular component: endoplasmic reticulum membrane. The record is from RefSeq and is a predicted model, not a curated record. Gene Ontology annotation, biological process: cellular response to misfolded protein. The transcript is spliced from 8 exons.